This is a messenger RNA of Trichechus manatus latirostris (Florida manatee), 2772 nucleotides long. It is a transcript of the gene ZNF296, whose product is annotated as zinc finger protein 296. Gene Ontology annotation, biological process: negative regulation of dendrite development; regulation of transcription by RNA polymerase II. Gene Ontology annotation, molecular function: RNA polymerase II cis-regulatory region sequence-specific DNA binding; DNA-binding transcription factor activity. The coding region runs from base 1130 to 2569 and encodes 479 amino acids. The record is from RefSeq and is a predicted model, not a curated record. The transcript has 3 exons. Lineage: Eukaryota; Metazoa; Chordata; Mammalia; Sirenia; Trichechidae. Gene Ontology annotation, cellular component: nucleus.
GGGACACCUGGGGCAGGACAGAGGCUGGCCCUGACCUCAGGGGGCUUGUAUUCUGGGGGGUUGGGAAAGCAAUCAACAAACAGUCCUGUAUUAGGAUGUGGUCGGUGGUAAGGGAUAGAGGGAAGGGUUGGGUGUGGAUGCCACUUCAAACAGUGAUCAGAAACGGCCGCUUUGACCAGGGAAGUUCAAGGAUGGAGGGAGGUAAGACUAUCUGGGUAUUUGCUUUUAAUUGCCAGUCCAGGUUUAGGAACAGAGCAGAUGCAUAUCAUUACCACCCUCCUUUGCUCCAAACCCUUGUAAGUCUCUAGUCUCGGGAAAAUCAAAAAGAAUUUAAACUGAUCAAAAGACCCUCCUGGAUCUGUCCCCAUUUCCUCACUGACCUCAGUCACCCACCGCUCUGUCACUGUCUUCCUUGUUGUUCCUAAAUACAUAAGCCAGCUGGCUGGCCCCCUCACCUCCGUCGGGUCUUAACUCCACCAUGCCCUUCCCAGAUGUCCGGAAGAAAACUGAAGCCCCCACCCCAGUAACCCUAUCCCCUUCUUAGUUUUAUUUUUCUCCAUGGUACUUAUCAUGGAAAGCACUCUUUAUUUUACAUAUUUUAUCUUGUUUGUAGUUUAUCUACCCCGCUAGAGUAAAAGCUACACGAGGGCAGGGAUUUUGGCUGUUUUGUUCACUGCUGUACCCCCUGUGCUUAGAAAAGGAGUCUGGUACACAGUAGGCGCUCAAUAAAUGUUUGCUAAAUGAAUUUUGAUUGUAAUGAAUUUCGUGGAACAGUCCAGAUUACCAGUACGCGCCUAAAUAGAAACGUGGCCGCUACCAUUUUCUCGCGGGAGGUAUGUGUUGCCAGCCUGUGCCUCAGUUUCAGCAAGCGUGAAAUGGUCGGGUUAGGUCACUCCACCAGUUGCAGUGGGCACUGUCUAGAUUGAGUCGGGCUGCCGGAGGGCCCCUGCGGGGCCGCCCCGGCCUCUCCCUCCAGGCCCCGCCCCCGGAGGGCGGAGCCGCGGCCCGGCCAGCACGUGUAAGAGUUCGCGGCGGGUCGCCGCAGUCACUCACCUGAGCGCCGCGCUACGAGCGCACUGCUCGUGCGUCCUCCGCCUGCCCGCCAGCCAGCUCGCCCGGCCCGCGACCCAUGUCCCGCCGCAAGGCCGGCAGCGCGCCUCGCCGAGUCGACCCCGUGCCCGCCAACUCAGACGACGAGAUGGAGAUGCCGGACCUCGUCAUCGAAGUGAAGCCCGAGCUAGACGCGCGGCCCCUACAGGCCCCGGGGCUGGGGCCCUUCUCCCCGAAGGAAGCGCCCGCACCCGGGCGUCCCGGGGGCGAACCUGGCCAUUCCCCCGGCCCCACGCCCGCCGGGGCUGCCCUCCACGCCCUCGGCGCGCGGAGCCAGUGGGCCGUGUGGACGCCGCUGAUCCCCAGCUCUCUCGACCGCCAGCCCUGGACCGAGAAACACCCAGAUCUGUUGACCUGCGGCCGCUGCCUGCAGACCUUCCCGUUGGAGGCCAUCACGGCCUUCAUGGACCACAAGAAGCUGGGCUGUCAGCUCUUCAGAGGCCCCAGACCCUCGCAGGGCUCAGAACGUGAGGACCUCAAAGCUUUGAGCUGCCUCCGCUGUGGGAGACAGUUCACGCAGGCCUGGAAGCUGCUGCGCCACGCCCAGUGGGACCAUGGCCUGUCCAUCUACCAGACAGAAUCCGAGGCCCCAGAGGCCCCACUGCUGGGCCUGGCCGAGGUGGCUGCUGCUGUGUCUGCCGUGGUGGGGUCGGAGGUUGAGGCCAGGGCCCCCCGAGUGAGCGGCCGGCGGAGCCCCACCUGUUCUGUGUGCAAGAAGACCCUCAGCUCCUUCAGCAACCUCAAGGUCCACAUGCGCUCGCACACGGGCGAGCGGCCCUACGCCUGUGACCAGUGCCCCUACGCCUGUGCCCAGAGCAGCAAGCUCAACCGCCACAAGAAGACCCACCGACAGCUGCAGCCCCAGAGCCCCUGCGCCGCUGACGCUGGUCAGGAGCAGGCCUCCGCGGCACCCCCAGAGCCAGCCGCCCACGCCGCCGCCCCGGCCAGCACCCUCCCGUGCAGUGAUGGGGAAGGGGCUGGAGCCGCUGCCACAGCAGGUGUCCAGGAGCCUGGGGCUCCUGGGGGUGGGGCUCAGGCAGGCCCCGCGGGUGACGGCUGGAGAGCCGCUGCCCCCAAGGAACAGAGAGCUGACCCUGCAAAGAGCCAGAAGUCUUUGCCCAAGAAGAUGCAGAAGUCAGCAGGAAAGAGCCGCGGGCCCGGGGGCAGCUGUGAGUUCUGCGGGAAACACUUCACCAACAGCAGCAACCUGACAGUGCACCGGCGCUCGCACACGGGGGAGCGGCCCUAUGCCUGCCAGCUCUGCCCCUACGCCUGCGCGCAGAGCAGCAAGCUCAACCGCCACCGCCGCAUGCACGGCCUGGGGCCCGGCAGCACUUGCUUCCAGUGUCCCCACUGCUGCAUUCCCUUUGGCCUGCGAGCCACCCUGGACAAGCACUUGCGACAGAAGCACGGGGAGGGGAUGUCUGAGCACCGGGCUGCCCCUGUGCCCCACUCUUAAUGGCACUGUUGACCUGCCUGUCCCUCCCCCUGCUCCAAGUAAAUCCUCCCUCCUCUAGUGCUCGUUUGGACUCUGGCUUUCUUGGGGUGUCUCAGGUGGGGUGGGAGGCUCCCCUCCUCGGGUAGACGGCUGAACAGACCGGUUUGGGGUGAGCGGAAAGGCCGGCCCCCAGCACCUGGGGCAUAGCAGGACUGGCACAGAAA